Musa acuminata subsp. malaccensis (wild Malaysian banana) is the source of this 1917-nucleotide messenger RNA. Its product is annotated as protein IRX15-LIKE. The record is from RefSeq and is a predicted model, not a curated record. Gene Ontology annotation, cellular component: Golgi apparatus. Gene Ontology annotation, biological process: xylan biosynthetic process; plant-type secondary cell wall biogenesis. Lineage: Eukaryota; Viridiplantae; Streptophyta; Magnoliopsida; Zingiberales; Musaceae.
UAUGUGAUUCGCACAUUCUCUCGAUCACCGAUGACAGGAGAAAGAGGAGCGUAGGAUGGGAGGCGUUGCGUUGGCCUCUUGGAAGCGGAUUCCCUCGCCUUCCCAUCGUCUUGGAUUUUGUGGAUCCCAAUCAGGUUUAUUUAAUUCCUGCUUUUUUUUGGGUCAGCAAUCCCGCAACUUAAGUCCUCAAACAUCUGGCCGCAGCCUUUUUCACUUUCCUGUGCAAUAUAUUCACCAAUACAGAGGUGCCACAUCCGACAUAGCGAACAUGGAGGAGGAUACCGUGGAUUCCAAUCCAAGUGUAGCCCAUGCGGCAUGGUGGAAGGAUGGAUGGAUCCCACGGUGAGCAGUCCCUGUGGCCGUUCCUUCUUCUCAAGCCAUAUUCCCACAGUUACACUACUGAGAAGUAGUGCCAUCCCCUCCCGUAAGUCACUGGCAUCAGAUUGCUUCACCACCAAUAAAGGUCACAGUGACAGCCAUAACCCACCCACCCAGAUUUCUGUUCUGACGCCAACUUCCUCUCCAGUUCCUACUCUUCCCCUUUUGUGCCCAAAUAAUCACCACCCAUGGCUGUGACCAAUCCAUUCUUAAUCUCUCUGAAGGUACCACCUCAAUCAGCAGCAAUGACGUGUGUCUUCCCAUUUGUUAUGCAGGAAUGAAUGUAUAUGAGAGAGAGGGAGAGAGAGAAACCCAACUGGUCAACAACUUCAGUCGAAGGCACCAUAUAGAGAGAGAGAGAGAGAGAGAGAACCCAACUCGUCAACAACUUCGGUCGAGGGCACCAUACUCGUUCCAGUCUUUCCCCUUCACGAACUUCUCCCCCUUCGUCUCCAAGAGAGAGGGAGAAAUUAGAGAGAUAUCAUUCAUUUAUUGUGCUGUUGUGUAAAUUGCAAUCGAGGGGAAGUGACAAGAUGAAGGGAUUUGGCAGCACAAAGUUGAUAUUUCUGCAGCCUUCGUCCAUCAGCAAGCAAGGAGGCAAUGGGAUCACCACAUCCAUCUCCAUCUUGGUCUCCCACCAUCAUCGCGUUUGGCUCCUCGCUCUCCUCGCCUUCUUCACCUUUGUCUCCCUCGUUACUCUCCUCAACACCACCACUGCGAGAGAUCCAAAUGGCCUCCCCUCCUCCGCUGUGUUGUCUGCCGGCUCGGUCUCUUCUCGCCCGCCGCCGCUGCUUCCCGCUCCCGUCUUCGAUUCGCUCGUCAACUACGCGGUGUUCUCCAACUCCACGGGGAAGAUGGAGGAGGGCGACCUCCGGAAGGUCGCGGGCGUGCUCCGGCUGCGGGGGCCGUGCAACCUGCUCGUGUUCGGGUUGGGGCACGAGACGCCGCUGUGGCGCGCGCUCAACCACGGCGGCCGCACCGUGUUCGUGGACGAGAACGAGUACUACGUCGCCCACGUGGAGGGGCGCAAUCCCGGGGUGGAGGCCUACGACGUGGCCUACACCACCAAGGUCCGGGAGAUGCCGGAGCUCAUCGCCGCCGCCCGACGGCAUCGCCGCGGGGACUGCCGGCCGGUGCAAAACCUGCUCUUCUCCGACUGCCGUCUCGCCAUCAACGACCUCCCCAACCAGCUCUACGACGUCCCCUGGGAUGUCAUCCUCGUCGACGGGCCGAAGGGGUACUCGGCGACGGAGCCCGGGCGGAUGUCGGCCAUCUUCACGGCCGCCGUCAUGGCCAGGUCCGGCGGGCCGGGGCACGUGGACGUGCUCGUCCACGAAUACGAUCGAAAGGUGGAGAAGCUGUGCAGCGCGGAGUUCCUCUGCCCGGAGAACCUUGUGGCCGCUACCCGCAGCCUCGCCCACUUCCGCAUCCGCGGCGGUCCCGCCGAUGAGUUCUGCGCCAACCAGGCCGACACCGCGUCGUUGUCGUCGCCGGCUGGCGGCAAAGCCGCCGCCUCGUAGUUUGUCUUCUGCCGCGCCU